This is a messenger RNA of Thalassophryne amazonica, 1362 nucleotides long. It is a transcript of the gene ing1, whose product is annotated as inhibitor of growth family, member 1. Gene Ontology annotation, biological process: positive regulation of DNA-templated transcription. The coding region runs from base 161 to 1087 and encodes 308 amino acids. Lineage: Eukaryota; Metazoa; Chordata; Actinopteri; Batrachoidiformes; Batrachoididae. The record is from RefSeq and is a predicted model, not a curated record. The transcript is spliced from 4 exons. Gene Ontology annotation, cellular component: nucleus.
UGCCUGGCAACAGAGCUAGUGGUCCACACGAGCCGUUCUGUCGCUAGCAAAAAAAAAAAAAAAAAAAAACCUACCAUCAGCGGCAUCAUUUCCAGACGUUACUGAACGCAGAAAACAAAUAGUAUCUGCACAGGCACGGUUUGAUAAAGGCGGUUCGGCGAUGUUGAACCCGACCAAUGGCGAUCCAGGCCAUGUUGUUGUCAAUUAUGUUGAGGAAUAUUUGGACCUGGUGGAAUCGCUGCCCUUUGAUUUGCAGAGGAGUGUGUCUCUCAUGAAGGAAAUCGAUGCAAAGUAUCAAGAUGUUCUGAAGGAGCUCGAUGAUGCUUAUGAACGCUAUCGGCAGGAAUCUGACUCCCUUCAGCGUCGUAAGCUUCAGUUAUCCAUUCAGAGGGCCCUGAUCCGCAGCCAGGAGCUUGGAGAUGAGAAGAUCCAGAUCGCCAGUCAAAUGGUGGAGCUGGUCGAAAACCGUACGCGACAAAUAGAUUGGCAUUCCAAACUUCUGCAUUCAUCUCAGGAAGUACCCGAGAGUCACGUCACCACAGCGACCUCCCUCACAACCACCGCAGCCUCCAUGUCAUCGUCGUCAUCAUCGUCAGCCGCCGCGGCCCCUGGCAAAGCAGGUCACCACGACAAGAAACGCGAGGAGGUGACUCCAGGCGCCGGCGGAGGAGACAAGACUGGAGGGAAACGCUCCAGACGUCAGAAAAACGGAGAAAGCCGGGAAAGUUACAGUGGUCUGGAUCACACCGAGGAAGUGGGAGCAGGAGCGACCAGAGAGAAGAGAGCCAAAACAUCCUCAAAGAAGAAGAAGAGGUCCAAAGGAAAGUCUGAGCGGGAAGUGUCCCCUCCAGACCUGCCCAUCGACCCGGAUGAGCCUACGUACUGCCUAUGUGAGCAGGUGUCCUACGGCGAGAUGAUCGGCUGCGAUAACGACGAGUGUCCCAUUGAGUGGUUUCACUUCUCCUGUGUUGGUCUCCAUCAUAAGCCCAAAGGAAAGUGGUUCUGCCCCAAGUGCAGGGGGGAGAACGAGAAGACCAUGGACAAGGCCUUAGAGCGGGCCAAGAAAGAGAGAGCCUACAACAGGUAGCCUGCUCCGCCCACAACCACGAACACUGUAAGCAGCAACAUCCAUCUAUCUGCCAUUUACACGUAAUACCCAUAAGUCAUUAGAGGAAACUAUUUAGUUAUUUUUAUAGCAUAGCUGGAAAACACGAUUCUCCUCCCCAACAGGAUUAUUUGAAGAACACACACAGUCCACUGUGCAUGUUUGGACCAGACUGUCCUGCACUUUAAACCAGUAUCGUUGUCUUUCAUCAUGCAUGCAGCAUCAACAUGACUCAAAUAAAACAGACAAAAUAAAUU